AUGUCAUUCAAAGUCAACACAUCUGUGCUAAGCAACGCAGAUGGAUCAGCUGAACUCACUAUAAAUGGAACAAAGUGCUUAGUAUCUGUAUCGGGUCCAAUAGAGCCCAAAACUCGUCAAGAACUCCCGACUCAGGCCAGUCUUGAAAUAAUAGUGCGUCCGGCACAUGGUCUUUCCACAACCAGGGAGAAACUUCUUGAGGACAAAUUGCGUUCUCUACUUCAAUCAAUCAUAAUACGUUAUCAGUACCCUCGACAGCUAAUUCAAAUUGUUGUUCAGUUUUUGGUUGUUGAUGAGCAACCCGAAUAUACUUGCAAUGAAUUGAAUGCAGCAAUCAACGGCUGUUUCUUGGCAUUGAUUGACGCGGAUUUAGCGUUGUAUCUGAGCUUUGCAUCCACAAGCGUUUGUCUCAAUCUGUCUAAUUUGACCACAGAUCCCACAGGCGAUGUCAUUGCAACGAGUGACUCCCAUCAUGUAAUAUGUUUCAGUAUACAAGAUGGUAGAGCUGGUAAGUUGUUGCUUUUGGAGAGUGCAGGAGAAUUUAAAGAGCCCCAAUUGUUUGAUUUAAUUUCAAAGAGUGUGCCAAUAGUGGAAAAGUUGCACCAGUUACACAGGGAAGCUAUUGAGGCAAAGAUAGAGAAGGAUUACAUCUGGAGCGACCAAAUGAUGUAA
Messenger RNA from Lodderomyces theae, 672 nucleotides. RefSeq names its product exosome non-catalytic core subunit. The coding region runs from base 1 to 672 and encodes 223 amino acids. The transcript has a single exon. The record is from RefSeq and is a predicted model, not a curated record. NCBI's taxonomy places the organism in Eukaryota, Fungi, Ascomycota, Pichiomycetes, Serinales, Debaryomycetaceae. Gene Ontology annotation, biological process: nuclear mRNA surveillance; U4 snRNA 3'-end processing; poly(A)-dependent snoRNA 3'-end processing. Gene Ontology annotation, cellular component: cytoplasmic exosome (RNase complex); nucleolus; nuclear exosome (RNase complex).